GCCUGGCACGGCGCUCACAGUCUGUCAUGGUGCGUGGGCAGCAAACAGGAGCCUGCUCCCGGGGCUCCGUGACUCUCCCAGCCCAGCCCCGGCUCGGGCCGCUCCGCUCACAUCGCCCGCUGCGGAAUUCUUCCGGGAAACGAAAACGAAAGCGCCGGAUCUGGAGCCAAGGGAGGGUCACUUCCUUAGGGAACGGCACUGACUAGAGCUCAGAACAGGUCAGACUGGUCGCAUCUGCCUCGGAACACGUAAGAAGACAGUAACCAAGCUGGGACAGCAGUCUAAUUAUUGCACACUGAAACAAGAAGUAAACUUCCUUUGUCCGGAUUGAAAUGAGAAUGUUGGAUAGUCCUAGUGAUUGGAGCACUUUACCACCUAAAGUUGUUGGUUCACAGUCUCAGCGUUUUUUACAACAUCUCAGUAUGGGAAUAUGGCUGGAUCUGCUGCUGGGGAACAAGGUUUGUCAAGGGGGGCUGAUGGUCACGACCUUGAACGUGGAAUAUCUAAAGAAGUUAAUAGCUGCUGGAUUGUUAAAGGAUACAAAAUGGCCACCUGAGCCAUACAUGGCUGCUCUGUGUGAGUCGGGAUUUGUCGACGUUUGUAUGGAGCACAAAGAAGACGAGGGCAAACCCUUUCAGGCUAUCUUUGCUAGAAUAAAUAAACGCUGAAUGUGCGGCCUCCCUACCUCAAUAAUUUGGGUUUG
Stegostoma tigrinum is the source of this 703-nucleotide messenger RNA. RefSeq lists its product as uncharacterized. The coding region runs from base 333 to 668 and encodes 111 amino acids. NCBI's taxonomy places the organism in Eukaryota, Metazoa, Chordata, Chondrichthyes, Orectolobiformes, Stegostomatidae. The transcript has 3 exons. The record is from RefSeq and is a predicted model, not a curated record.